This is a messenger RNA of Erigeron canadensis, 1455 nucleotides long. RefSeq names its product S-adenosylmethionine decarboxylase proenzyme-like. Lineage: Eukaryota; Viridiplantae; Streptophyta; Magnoliopsida; Asterales; Asteraceae. Bases 168 to 1247 code for a protein of 359 amino acids. Gene Ontology annotation, molecular function: adenosylmethionine decarboxylase activity. The record is from RefSeq and is a predicted model, not a curated record. Gene Ontology annotation, biological process: spermine biosynthetic process; spermidine biosynthetic process. The transcript has a single exon. Gene Ontology annotation, cellular component: cytosol.
GAUAUUCUCCACUCUAGUUUCCGUCAACGUCUUUUGACGUUCUUUUUUUACUGCUUUCCAAAUUAGGUUAUUAGAUAUUAGUAGUCCCCCUUUUUCCUCCUUUUCUUCGUUUCCCUACUGUUUUUUUGUACUCCCUUGGUGGUGUUUAAGUUUUUCUGUUGGAAGCCAUGUCUGCAAUUGGUUUCGAAGGUUACGAAAAGAGGCUCGAGGUAACGUUCUUCGAGCCCAGCGUCUUUGCUGACCCUCAAGGGAAAGGUCUCCGGGUUCUUUCAAAAGCCCAACUGGAUGAGAUUCUAACCCCUGCUGAAUGCACAAUUGUCUCUUCACUGUCAAAUGAGCAUGUUGACUCAUACGUUCUAUCCGAGUCCAGUUUAUUUGUUUUUCCAUACAAGUUGGUUAUCAAAACCUGUGGAACUACCAAACUGCUUCUAUCUAUCCCAGCCAUUUUGAAGCUUGCCGAUGCUAUUUCCCUCACUGUCCGGUCAGUGAGAUACACUCGUGGCAGCUUUAUCUUUCCUGGUGCUCAAUCCUUCCCACACCGCAGCUUCACCGAAGAAGUAUCUGUACUUGAUGGUCAUUUUGAAAAGCUUGGUUUGAGCAGCAAGGCAUACAUAAUGGGUGGGUUCGAUAAGCCUCAAAAAUGGUUUGUUUAUUCUGCUUCUGCGGGACCUGUUUCUCCUCGUGAUAAAGUGUACACACUCGAGAUGUGCAUGACUAGUUUGGACCGUGAGAAAGCAUCUGUCUUCUACAAAACUCAAAACAGCUCAGCUGUCACAAUGACUAAUGAAUCUGGCAUACGUGACGUCCUCCCAGAGUCAGAUAUCUGUGAUUUUGAAUUUGACCCAUGUGGGUAUUCCAUGAAUGCAAUUGAGGAUGGUGCUGUGUCUACCAUUCAUGUUACCCCUGAAGAUGGGUUUAGUUAUGCUAGUUUUGAGUCAGUCGGGUAUGAUUUUAAGGACUAUAGCCUUGAGCAGCUGGUACAACGGGUGCUAGCUUGUUUUGAACCAGGUGAGUUUUCUAUUGCAGUUGGUGCAGCUGUUGCAUCCAAGAAACUUGAGAAGACCUGUUCGAUUAAUGUAGAUGGGUACGAUGUGGAAGAGAAGAGUUAUGAAGAGCUGGGUUGUGAAGGUUCGAUUGUGUACCAGAAGUUUGUGAAGAAGGAGGGCAGCUGCUGUGGUUCACCUAGGUCGGUUCUGAAAGGUGGCAGCUGGAAAGAGAAGGAAAAUGAAGAAAAGGAGUAUCAGUAGCUAUAGUAUGUAUUGAAGAAGGGUUGUGUCGUCUGUGUCGUGUUUCCUUGUUACUUGAAUUCGUAAAUAAAAGCCAUUUGUAUUGGCUCUGCUGGUUUUAAUUUGAGUUCUUGUUGCUGUCUUGAGUCUGUUUCUGUUAUGAUGAUUAUUGGGUCGCAUUACCCAUAUGUUCUCGUUUAAUAGGCAAUUUUGCUACAUUUUGAUUUCA